AUGGACAUGAAAGAAACAAUCAACGACGUCGCCCUGGCCAUCACCAAGCGCAUUCUCCAACACGACGAAGCCAAGGGUUCCAACGUUGUGAUAUCCCCCUUGUCAAUCUACGUGCUUCUCAGCCUUGUCGCUGCCGGCUCCAAGGGCCCCCCGCUGGAUCAACUUCUGUCCUUCCUCAAAUCAAACUCCAUCGACAACCUCAACGCCUUCGCUUCUCAUAUCAUAGACAAGGUCUUCGCCGAUGCCUCUUCCCGCGGUGGACCUCGCCUUGCGUUUGUCAACGGCGUUUGGAUCAAUCAGUCACUUUCUCUCAAGCCUUCUUUCCAACAUGUUGUGGACAAAUAUUACAAGGCCAUGCUCUGUCAAGUCAAUUUUGAACCGGCUGAUAAAGUGAUUUCGGAAGUGAACUCAUGGGCUGAAAAAAACACGAAUAGAGUAAUUAAAGAGGUUCUUCCCCCUGGAUCAGUGGAUAGUUCCGCUGAGCUCAUCCUUGCAAAUGCACUCUACUUCAAAGGAGCAUGGGAAGAAGCAUUUAAUGCUUCGAAAACAGAGAAGAGCGAUUUCUACCUUGUUGAUGGGAGUUCAGUUGAGGUGCCGUUUAUGACCAGCAAGACGAAGCAAUAUGUAGCUGCCUACGAUGGAUUUAAAGUUCUUGCAUUGCCAUACAAACAAGGAUCUGACGCACCUCACUUUUCUAUGUACUUCUUUCUCCCAGAUACGAAGGAUGGAUUGCCAAGUUUGAUUCAAAAGUUAGAUUCCCAGUCCGAGUUCAUCGACCGUCACCUUCCAUUUAGAAAGCUUAAACUCGAGAGAUUUAAGAUUCCAAAGUUUAAAUUUUCCUUUGGGAUUGAAGUUUCCGAUGUUUUAAAGAAGCUAGGAUUGGUGCUGCCUUUCUCUGAAGGAGGCUUGCUGGAAAUGGUGGAGCCCCCAAUGGCUCAAAAGCUUCGUGUUUCUAAAGUAUUCCACAAGGCGUUUAUUGAGGUUAAUGAAGAAGGCACAGAAGCUGCAGCUUCUUCAGCUGUUGUCGUCACAAAAUAUAGCCUGACUUUAGGUAAAAUCGAGUUCGUUGCCGACCACCCGUUCUUGUAUUUCAUCAGGGAACACAAAUCAGGAACUUUGCUUUUCAUUGGGCAGGUGUUAAACCCUCUUGUCCAUUGAGUAAUACCAAUAGACUGGAGCUAAAGAAUAAACCACCUAAAUAGCUGCAAUAAAAUCUAGUAACACUUACUUAAUGUUGCUAAAGACAUGUUUUAGCGUAUCGUAUGAAUAUUAUAUGUAUUAUCUAUAACAUGUUUUGUGUGAUGUUCUUAAGCUGCUAUUCCUUGUUUUAC
Molecule: messenger RNA, 1331 nt
Organism: Cucurbita moschata (crookneck pumpkin)
Lineage: Eukaryota; Viridiplantae; Streptophyta; Magnoliopsida; Cucurbitales; Cucurbitaceae
Product: serpin-ZX-like
Exons: 2
Coding region: 1-1158 (385 amino acids)
Molecular function (GO): serine-type endopeptidase inhibitor activity
Source: RefSeq, a predicted model, not a curated record